GGGCGGGCGGCAUGGAGGAGCUGAGCAGCGUCGGCGAGCAGGUCUUCGCCGCCGAGUGCAUCCUGAGCAAGCGGCUCCGCAAGGGCAAGCUGGAGUACCUGGUCAAGUGGCGCGGCUGGUCCUCCAAACAUAACAGCUGGGAGCCGGAGGAGAACAUCUUGGACCCGAGGCUGCUCUUGGCCUUCCAGAAGAAGGAGCACGAGAAGGAGGUACAGAACCGGAAGAGGGGCAAGAGGCCCAGAGGCAGGCCGAGAAAGCACACGGCCAUGUCAUCCUGCAGUCGCCGCUCCAAGCUCAAGGAACCCGAUGCUCCCUCAAAAUCCAAAUCCAGCAGCUCCUCCUCCUCGUCCACCUCGUCCUCUUCUUCCUCAGAUGAAGAUGACGACAGCGACUUAGAUGCCAAGAGGGGCCCCCGUGGCCGCGAGACGCACCCCGUGCCUCAGAAGAAAGCCCAGAUCCUGGUGGCCAAGCCCGAGCUGAAGGACCCGGUCCGGAAGAAGCGUGGACGGAAGCCACUGCCGCCCGAGCAGAAGGCGGCCCGGAGGCCCGUGAGCCUGGCCAAAGUGCUGAAGACGGCCCGCAAGGACCUGGGGGCCCCGGCCAGCAAGCUCCCCCCGCCGCUCAGUGCCCCUGUGGCGGGCCUGGCCGCUCUCAAGGCCCAUGCCAAAGAGGCCUGCGGUGGCCCCAGCACCGUGGCCACCCCGGAGAACCUGGCCAGCCUGAUGAAGGGCAUGGCCGGCAGCCCCAACCGUGGCAGCAUCAGCUGGCAGAGCUCCAUCGUCCACUACAUGAACCGCAUGAGCCACAGCCAGGCCCAGGCUGCCAACCGGCUGGCCCUCAAAGCCCAGGCCGCCAGCAAGUGUGGCCUGGGACUAGACCUGAAGGUGAGGACGCAGAAAGGGGAGCUGGGGCUGAGCCUCCCGGGAAGCAAAGUCCCAAAGACCCCCUGCAGCGGGGCUGCCGAGCAGAAGGGAAGCGGGGCAGGGGGGGCCCCCUACACCCACAGCGGCAGCAAGGCCCCUGCAGGGGGCCCGGGCGCCCAGCCUGCACCCACCCAGGAGCUGAGCCUGCAGGUCUUGGACUUACAGAGCGUCCGGAACGGCAGCCCAGGGGCGGGCCUGCUCACCCGCCACGCCCCCGCCGCCAAGUCAGGCUCCGUCCCCGCCGGGAAGGGCCUCACCUUGGGCAGCGGGACCGCCAUGCCCACGGAUGGCGGCAAGGGUGAGAAGCUGGCCUCCAGGGCGGCCACUCUGCCCACCCCUUCGGGCAAGAGGGACACCGGGAAGGGCAGUGCCGCCCCCGGCGGGCAGGAGGGCCCCGCGGCCCCGGGCGACGGCCGCAAGGCCUCGGCCGCUUCUGAGAUGAGCACGGGCGAAGAGAACAGCAGCUCCGACUCGGACCCAGACUCGUCCUCCCUGCCAGGGGCCGGGCAGAGCCUGUCGGUGUCGGUGCAGACCAGCCAGGACUGGAAGCCCGCCCGCAGCCUCAUCGAGCACGUCUUUGUCACCGAUGUCACCGCCAACCUCGUCACUGUCACCGUGAAGGAGUCCCCCACCAGCGUGGGCUUCUUCAACCUGAGGCAUUACUGAGCGCCACACGGCCAGGCCGCGGGCCCGGGAGCUGUCUCCUCACCGUGCAGGCCCGGGCCCCCCUGGCGAUUCUACCUCUUGGCCCCCACUUCCCUCCCGAGUCCUCUUGGGCUCCUCAGCGCGCUACUCUGGCGACGCCCACCCCACCAUCCCAGAUGUGGGGCCCGGUGACCGGCUUCUAGUCCAGCCGAUGUCCCCCGAAGGGACAGUGAAGGGUGCUCUAGCAUCUCUGCCUGGCACCAGUUUCUAGAAGAGACUGAGGUGUCGCUUCUGUCAAAGGACGGUGGAGGCCUGUCAGAGGCCUGCGGGAGGGAGGUGGUUUCCGUGCGAGGUGGAGAAGGGGCAUCCCGCUCGACUCAGCUGUCGCUGCAGCCUCUGCUGUUGGGCAGGAGCCCCCGUGAGGACCAGUCCCCUCCAACGCCACCCUGCCGGGGCUCGCCAGCCACCCGGGCCAGGCUGGAGGGGCCUGGAGGUGCUCUGUGUGGCUGGAAUUGGUCUUGUGAGGAACAGACCAGCUCCUGGCUGCGCCCCACACACAGGUGCUUAUUGCUUGGCCUGACGGCUGGGCCUCAGGCCACUGGGCGGGUGUGGGCGGUAGUUGGCUGCCUACCCUGCCUGGCCAAUGGGCCAUUCUUUGGGUAUCAGUGUCCCUGACAAUCCCACCCCCGCCUUUGGGGGUCCCGUGUUCUCCCCGGUUAAGCUGUAUCCUUGUGCCACUGGGGGUGUGGAAUGAUGAGCAGCCACCCCCGGCGGGGGCCCAGGAAGUCCACCUCUGCGAGCCUUAGCCUUGGGGGGACACUCCUAGAUGCCCUGUGGCUACUUCGACCAGGCGCUGCAGGUCACUGUGUCCAGAGCUGAGCUGUCUGCUCCAUGUCUUGGUCACGUUUCCGGCCAGUGUCCGUGGGGAUGGGGGGGGCAGACUCCAGGAGUCUUUGUGAUGCCAAAAAUGAGGGAGGGGUUGGAUCCCUAGGCUUUGGGUGGUCAGCAUCCAUGGUAGAUGGG
Molecule: messenger RNA, 2591 nt
Organism: Dipodomys spectabilis (banner-tailed kangaroo rat)
Lineage: Eukaryota; Metazoa; Chordata; Mammalia; Rodentia; Heteromyidae
Gene: Cbx2
Product: chromobox 2
Exons: 5
Coding region: 12-1589 (525 amino acids)
Biological process (GO): negative regulation of transcription by RNA polymerase II
Cellular component (GO): heterochromatin; PRC1 complex
Source: RefSeq, a predicted model, not a curated record